AUGCCAGCAUUUUCUUUUGAGGCAAGAAACAAUCCCGCGAAUGCGCCAACGACAAUAUGGAUGCCGGGGGGACCUGGUGCAUCUUUCUUGGACGGCGGGGAGAGCAACUUCCCCUGCGUCAUCAACCCGGACUCGAACAGUAGCACCCUAAACAAGUUGUCGUUGAAUCUCAAUAGCAACAUGCUGUACAUUGACAUGCCAGUACAAACUGGUUAUUCGUAUACGGAGAUCCAGAACGGCACGUUCAAUACGAACACCAAGGAGUUUACCCCUUUGGACAAUGCGAACCAAACCGUUGUGACGAAUCAGACGACUUUCCUGGCCACGAUGUCAAGCCAAUCCCCGAGCCGCACUGUCAAUACCACGGCUCAAGUUGCGAAACAGAUGUGGCAGAUCGCUCAGGUGUGGUUUCAAGAGUUCCCGGAACGCUCGACCACGAACCCAGAGAUUAAUUUCUGGACAAUUUCUUACGGAGGCUUCUUCGCGCCUGCGACCGUAGCCCAUAUCCAGCAGCAGAACGAGCUCGUCGCCAACGGAAGUAGCACCAACGAAAACGACAUGGCCCUGCAGCUUGGGACACUAGGAAUUAUCAAUGGCUGCAUUGACUCGGAAAGCCAGGUCUCGUUCUGGCCCACAUUCGCCAUGAACAACACCUACGGCAUCAAAGCGAUCCCGGAAGAGGCGUACAGCAUGGCCAUGGGCAACUUGUCGACAGCAUAUGGUCUCAUUGACCAAUGCCGAGCUGCUGUUUCCGAGCUCGACCCUGAAGGAACAGGCGCUGUGAACCAGGUCAAUGAAGCGUGCAUGGCAGCGUUGCAGCUUGGAUUUGGCGAGAUCCAGGGAGCAUACACGGAACUGUCAAAUCGAUGGGUUCAGGAAGCACUCGGCGUUCCUGUGAACUUCACCCUCAGCGCUAACGCGGUGGUCAACAACUUCUUCGGCGCCACCGGGGAUCCAGUGAUUGUCACCAAGCGCAACCUUGAGUCUGUUCUUGACUCAGGGGUCGGCGUCGCAAUGGUCUACGGAGACCUCGACUACCGCUGUAACUGGAUGGGCGCAGAGAACGUAUCGCUGUCAGCCUCAUACGCAGACGCGCCCUCCUUCCAGAGCGCGGGCUACGCGCCCAUCACGACCAACUCGAGCUACCAAGGCGGCCUGGUCCGCCAGUUCAAGAACUUCUCCUUCUCCCGCGUCUUCGAGGCCGGCCACAUGGCCGAUUCCUACCAGCCCGAGACCGUCCUCCGCAUCUUCGAGAGGGCGAUAUCCGGCAGGGACGUGGCGACGGGCGAGGCCGACGCGGGAGGGUCCUCGAGCUACGCCUCCCAGGGCCCGGCCAGCAGCUUGAACGUCACGAACGAGAUACCGGAACCUAUUAUUGGGCCGAUGUGCUUCUGGUACGAUGCCUAUUAUACUUGUGACGAGGCGCAGCAGGCUGCUCUUGAGAAGAAUGUCGCCGUCAUCGAGGACUUUGUUGUGGUCAGCCCGGCAGGACAAUUCUCAAGCACAUAUGGGAAUCCUACCAGUACAACUGCAGCACCCCAGGCGACGGUAUCGAAGUCCGCGGCUGCCAGGCGGCUCAAGGUUUUGAUUUAG
Messenger RNA from Diaporthe citri, 1593 nucleotides. RefSeq lists its product as uncharacterized. Lineage: Eukaryota; Fungi; Ascomycota; Sordariomycetes; Diaporthales; Diaporthaceae. The coding region runs from base 1 to 1593 and encodes 530 amino acids. The record is from RefSeq and is a predicted model, not a curated record. Gene Ontology annotation, biological process: proteolysis. Gene Ontology annotation, molecular function: serine-type carboxypeptidase activity. Gene Ontology annotation, cellular component: fungal-type vacuole. The transcript has 6 exons.